Messenger RNA from Kalmanozyma brasiliensis GHG001, 1632 nucleotides. RefSeq names its product WD40 repeat. The transcript has a single exon. Bases 1 to 1632 code for a protein of 543 amino acids. NCBI's taxonomy places the organism in Eukaryota, Fungi, Basidiomycota, Ustilaginomycetes, Ustilaginales. The record is from RefSeq and is a predicted model, not a curated record. Gene Ontology annotation, molecular function: protein binding.
AUGCAGACAACGUCCAACGCGACGCUCUUCCAAACCUCGCACUCGGAAGCGCUCGGCGCCUACCGAGCACGGAAAGCAGUUCUCACCUCGGGCCUUGUCUCCUCUGCCAGCAGCGCCGACGCGCGCGCACGGUACGGCCAUCCGAUCCACCUCAAUCCAUCCUUCGAGUCGGCGGUGGUGGCAAACGCGGCGGAUCUGGCGGUGGAAGGGUCGGGUGCGGACGGGGGGCGAUUUCGCGUGCUCUCGUUGCGGGUUGCCGAUGGGUGCGUGUGGACGAGUGAGGCGGGGGGUGUGGUGAGGCAGGUGGAGAUGAAGAGUGGAUGUACGGUGGCGGUGUAUAGGGGAGCAAAGGCGCCCGUUCCUUCUUUCGACUUCCUCGAUGCAGAGGGGGGGAGACUGUUGGUGACGGGAUCGUGGGAUCGGGCGAUAAGAGUGUAUCGCAUCCCCCAAGAGACGGGUCAGGCAGGGAGGAAUGUGGAUCCGAUAGUCGUGGUAGAGAAUGCCAUGGUGGACUUCAUCAAGGCCAUCCACGUCUUUGUCGCGGGGGCAAAGACCUACAUCGCAACCGCGGGGAGCGAUAAGAGCGUCAUGCUGUGGGACGCCACCCCCCUCCUCUCCCCUUCUGCGGGAACGCUCAAGUGCGUGCAUCAGUCGAAACAUCAUUCGCGACCGAUCAACGCGCUUGCCUCUCUCGUCGGAUUGGACGGCAUCACGCGGCUGUAUAGCGCGGACUCGAUGGGUCGCGUGCUCGAAUGCUCGCUCCACCCUUCCACUCAACGACUCGAGGUGCUGCGCGAGAUCACCGGCUUUUCGACGAGCGUCUACGAUCUCAAGGUGGGAUGGCGGCGGGAGGAGGUGGAGGGCGACACUGCCAGCUUGGGCUCGGAUGCCUUUGUGAGCGAGGUCAAGGAGGAUCUUGACGGAUCGCGAUAUCGUCUGGUCGCGGAACUGUGGGGUGCGAGUGGAGACAAGAGUGCGGCUGGCUAUCGACUCUCUCCCGCCCUUCAGCCGGUGGCGUCGGUCAAAGCGGGAGGUUCAACAUCAACACCCCUGCUCGGAACGCAAGAUGCGGUGACGACGCCCUAUGUCAAGGUGAUGCAUGAGGACUUUGUUAAGGCCGUGCUACCGCUCUCGCUCUACCUCCCGCCAGCGGCUCAAUUCGAGCAGUACGCGGGGGCAGUGGUGACAGGGGGAAGCGACGAGCAUGUCCGCGUGUACCCAUCACCGACCGCAUCCACCACGCUCUCCGCCGCACGGGAGGAAGGGGAGGUGCACGAAGUGGAAGCGCACUGGCACGAAAUCACCACUCUAGCCCUCUGGCUUCGCCCCCCUUCCACAUCGAAAUCCGAUCUGCCCCCAAUCCAAGGGGAAGCAGAAGCAUGGAUCGUAUCCGCCAGCCUCGACGGGUCGGUACGACGAUGGCCCCUGCACCAAGUGGCGUCUUUGCCAAAGCCAGAGAUGGUACGUCCCACGAUAGACGCAAAGACGCAUGGCGGGGAGGAGUGGGAUCAGAAUUCGCUCCCACCCGUUGCACCUAGGAAGAAGGGCGAGGAGGAGCCGCUAGGCGCACCCCAGAUGACAGCCGAGGAGGAGGCCGAGUUGGCCGAGUUGAUGGGUAGCGACGAGGAGUAA